Messenger RNA from Naegleria gruberi, 1875 nucleotides. RefSeq lists its product as uncharacterized. Lineage: Eukaryota; Heterolobosea; Eutetramitea; Acrasida; Naegleriidae. The transcript has 2 exons. The record is from RefSeq and is a predicted model, not a curated record. The coding region runs from base 1 to 1875 and encodes 624 amino acids.
AUGGCUCCUCAAAGUAAUAAGUAUUCUAACAAGGUGGAUGAUGAAGAUUAUGAAGAUUCAUUUUCUGCAGCAAUGAUGGAUGAUACCGGAGGUGAUAAUUCAUAUGAAAAUAAUAGGCUUCAGCUGGAAGAAACAGGAGGAAGACUACACAUUGACGAUCACCAUCUACAAGAAACAGAAUUACAAGAUGUGGAUUUGGUAAAAAGUUCAAAUUCUAGUUCUGCCAACAGUAGAGAACCAUUGAAAGAGGAUGAUGUGGCGGAGUUGAAAGUUAUGACAAAUACAAAGAAGAGAUUGUCACCCAAAGAGAUUUUAGCAAAUAUGAAAUCAGUCUUGUUGACAAAGGCCUUUUUACAAACCAUGUUAUUGAACUUUGCCAUUUUGUGCAUGUGUAUUUCGUCUAGUAGUGUAGGAUCACUUAUCAAUGUUUUUGCCAAACAAACCAAUACAGACCGAUCUGAAGUUGGUAUUGUUUUCACAAUCAGAGGUAUCGGAGCACUUGUGACAACACUUAUUGGAGGAUUUGUCAUGGAUGCAAUGAAGAAAUUUAUGGACAAGAAGAUUAAGGAUCAUCACAAGAGAACUCUCUAUGAAACUCUUACAAAUUAUGCAUUGAUUAUUGUGUCCAUUCUCAUCAUGACUCUUGCAUCUGCAUUGAUGCCUUUUGGUUCUUCAUUGUGGUCUCUAUGUGCAAUCUUCUUACUGUGGGGUGUAGGGCAGGGAUAUUUAGGUAUUUGUGCUCAAGCUUUAUUAUUCAGUAUUUGGAAUGAGAUGAAGAUUAAUGUCACACCAUUCUCACAAUUAUUCCACUUUUCUGCAGGUCUUGGUUUAUUCUUUGGACCAUUUACUGUUUUGGUUGUGAAUAGUAUUUUGGGAGUUGAUAAUUCACAAGUUGUAGUUCCUGCUGAUGAAGGUGCUGAAUCAUUGUCAUCCAUUUUACAAAAUAAUGUGACAUUUAUUAAUUCUACCAUUGGAAAUUCUACUGAGGGAACACCAGCUGGAUUUAUUGAAGGAACACUCAUUUCCAAGUCUGUUUUGGGAACUAACUUUAUUGUCUGUCUCUUGUACUUGCUUUCCAUUGGUUUGUUCAUUAUUUACAUGGUCUACAUGUGGAUGAAGAGAAACGAAAUCUCUGACGAUGUUAAACCAAUCAAUGAUGGAGAAGAGGAUGACACUGCUUCUGUUGGUAGUAUUGAACAUGGAGAAGCAAAGAAACCAAAUAAUUCUAGAACUGUAUUCCUUACCAAGCUUUUUGUUACCAUUUUGGUUGCUUUGGCUCUUUUAUCAUACUGUAUGGCUGAGAGCACUUAUGGUAACGUUAUUUAUUCAUACUUGACUGCUAUGGAAUUGGCAGAUGACAGUGAAGCAAACAUGAUCAAUUCUGGUUUUUGGCUGUUGUUCACAAUUGGCAGAGGUAUUGCCAUUCCAAUUUCAUAUUUCAUUCCACCAUUUAUCAUGUUACUUGUUGACUUUAUUGGAAUUACGAUUAGUGUUUCGUUAUUAUGGAUUUUCUCUACCAAUAUUUCAGUUUUGUGGGUUGCAAGUCUCUUGUUAGGUCUUUCCAUUGCCAGUUUGUAUCCAACAACCAUUUCAAUUCCAUCAUCAGUAAUGAAUUUGGAAAUUACUGGCUUAAUGACCAGUUUGAUGGUUUUGGGAGGCUCUGGAGGUGCAAUGUCUGGUCCAUACAUUACCCUUGCUCUCUUCAAGAAGAUUAGUCCAAAAGUUAUCUUUGCAACAGUUACAAUCAGUGUAGUUUGUUUGGCCCUCGUUAUUAUUUCUCUAUUCAUUUUCAGCCGUAUUUACAAUAGAAGAAGAAAUACCAAAGAAGUUGCCACUCAAUCUGAAAAAGUUCAUGAAGUUUCUCCAGUUGAGUAA